This is a messenger RNA of Onychostoma macrolepis, 4933 nucleotides long. RefSeq names its product CAP-GLY domain containing linker protein 1b (gene clip1b). Gene Ontology annotation, cellular component: microtubule plus-end; cytoplasm; nucleus. The record is from RefSeq and is a predicted model, not a curated record. NCBI's taxonomy places the organism in Eukaryota, Metazoa, Chordata, Actinopteri, Cypriniformes, Cyprinidae. The coding region runs from base 340 to 3168 and encodes 942 amino acids. Gene Ontology annotation, molecular function: microtubule plus-end binding. The transcript is spliced from 22 exons. Gene Ontology annotation, biological process: positive regulation of microtubule polymerization; cytoplasmic microtubule organization.
CCCAUGCAUCAUUUCAUAAAUCCACUUUUUCCCCACUUUCUUUGACGCCACCCCAUUUUAAUUGUUGUUGAACUUGCUCAUUUACAUUAUUCAGAUGUCAUAUCAGAAGUCACUGUAAUUAAAGUGUUUGGGUGCAGCUUUGUGUUGAACUGCCUCACCCAUCAUCAUCAUCAUCACUAGUGUGAGAUCAUCCAGACAAACACGAAAUCCCUCAUUUCCCUUCACCACGGAGGAAUGCUACACAUUAAAACGGUUCAGGGAAUCUUAUCUGGUCAGGGAGGGUUGUCUUUCUUCCAGGCCCUGCAGGAAUAGCACAUUUGUGUGCAUAAAGCAGGGAAAAUGAGUACAGGGAAGCCGAGUGGUCUCAAACCACCCACCAAGAUUGCUAAACCAGCUGCGAUGCCAACCAAAACCUCGCCCACCUCAGCUGGCGCCAAGGCUGUAACAUCUCCAACCUCUAAUACGGCCCAAGAUGCUGCAUCAGAUUUCUGUGUUGGCGAACGAGUUUGGGUCAAUGGAAAUAAACCGGGUUAUGUGCAGUUCAUCGGAGGGACCCAGUUUGCACCGGGCCAAUGGGCGGGAAUAGUUCUAGACGAGCCCAUUGGGAAGAACGAUGGCUCUGUGUCAGGAGUGCGCUACUUCCAGUGUGAGGACUUGCGAGGUAUAUUUACUCGGCCCUCCAAACUGUCCCGCACUCCCGUGCCAGAGCGUGAGGCCAAUGGCACACAGACGCCUGCCAACAAGACGUCCACCUCCCCUGCCAAAGAUCCCGUUCCUGUCACUCAAACCACUAGUGCAACCACCAAGACCUCAACAAACCUAACCAAGGCCGCCAGCGAGUCUGCAUCCAAUCUGUCUGAGACGGAUUCGGCCAAGAAGUUGCUGCGGGAACUGAAGUUGGGUGAUCGUGUUCUGGUUGGUGGAACCAAGGCAGGUGUUGUGCGUUUUCUGGGCGAAACUGACUUUGCGAAAGGUGAUUGGUGCGGUGUUGAGUUGGAUGAGCCUCUUGGCAAGAAUGAUGGGGCAGUGGCUGGUGCAAGAUAUUUCCAGUGCCUACCAAAGUAUGGACUGUUCGCUCCAACUCACAAAGUCACCCGCAUUGGAUUCCCGUCCACCACUCCUGCUAAAUCCAAAUCCUCCAGGCGCAGGUCGACCCUAAAGAACAGCCCCAGCGCAUCCUCCAUCAGCUCCCUCAGCUCUGUCACCUCCUCAGUUGGAGGCAAACCCAGCCGAGCAGGCCUGCUCACAGAGACGUCGGCUCGGUACGCACGGAAGAUCUCAGGCACCACGGCCCUGCAGGAGGCCCUGAAGGAGAAGCAGCAGCACAUCGAGCAGCUCUUGGCCGAGCGGGACCUGGAGAGGACGGAAGUGGCACGAGCCACAAGUCAUGCUGGAGAGGUGCAGCAAGAGCUGGCGCUGCUCAGACAGGGCCAGGAACAGUACGCACUGGAGAUGGAAGCCAAGUUGGACCAGUUGCGUAGACUCGUGGAGACUGCAGACAGAGAUAAAGUGGAGCUGAUGAAUCAACUGGAAGAGGAAAAAAGAAAAGUGGAGGACCUGCAGUUCCGUGUAGAGGAAGCUUGCAUUACCAAAGGUGACCUAGAGACGCAGACCAAACUGGAGCAUGCCCACAUUAAGGAGCUCGAACAGAGUCUUCUCUUUGAAAAGACCAAAGCAGAUAAACUCCAGAGGGAGUUAGAGGAUACUAGGGUGGCCACGGUGUCCGAGCGCUCCAGAAUCAUGGAGCUGGAAAAGGAGGUGUCCGAUUUGCAUCUUCAGCUGAGAACCCUCCGGGCCGAGACCGCGGGAUCAGCCUCACCUCCAUUACAAGACAAAAAGAUCAAGGAGCUGAACUUUGAAUUGGAAAACAGACAGAAGGAAGUGCUCAUAUGCCAGCAGAAACUCGCCUCCUCUGAACAGGAGAAAACAUCCCUCCAGCAGCAGCUGCAAGAUCUGAAGCAGAAACUUGACACAGCAGCAGAGGACAAUAAUAAAGCAACACUAGCCAUGCAAGAAAUGGAAAGGAACAUUAAAAUGCAGAGAGAGAAGCUGGAUCAGGUGUCCAGGGAGAAGGAGGACAUGCAGAGGGAUCUGGCCGUCCGGCAGCAGCAGGAACAGGCGAAGGGUGAAGAGAGAGAGCUUCAGAUGAAGGAGAAGUUGAGCCUAGCAGAAGGAGAGCUGAACAGAAUCACUGAGAGAAGUGCUGAGCUGGAACAGCAGGUUGUGGAAUUGAAAGCCUUCAAAGACCAAACCCAGAGUUUACAGUCUGGUGAAAAGCAGGAGCAGAUGACGAAGAGGAAUAAGGAGUUACAGGAGGAGCUUGAGGCCCUGAAGCAGCAGAACUCUCAGUAUCAGGAGCAGCUGAGUUCAGAAACACAGAGCAUCGACAACCUCCGCAAAGAAAUUGAGGAGCUAAAACUGUCAGCUAAUCAGAAGUCUCAGAGGCAGGUGUCACUCCAGGACGAGAAAGGGACGUUGGCUCAGGAGUUGGACAUCCACGCGCAGCAGAAGAUUGGCAGCGACGCUCUGACUAGCCAGCUGGAGAUUACAGAGAGUGAGAACUCCAAUGCAAUGAUGUCUGAUAAAGACAAAGAGCUAGAGACACUAAGAAAUGAGAUUGCAGUGCUUCGUGUGGAAAAUGCCAUGGCCAAGACACUCCAGUCAGCUGUGACGUCUCUAGAGAGGGACAAAGCCCAGCUGCAGAGCCGAGUGAACAGCCUGGAGCAAAAGCUGGAGGUUCGGCAGACAGGGAAUGGAGAGGAAGUCAGUUCAGGUGAUGCUGCUAUAGACCAACUGAGAGAAGAGAAAGAGUUUGCUGAGGGACAGAUCAACUUCCUGAACUCAGUCAUUGUGGACCUCCAGAGGAAGAAUGAAGAACUAAAGGUGAAGCUGAAGAAAAUGGCAUUGACCGAGUUCAACGGAAAUGAUGAAAAUGAUGGUCUUGGUGAGGUCAAAAAGAAGAAGAAAGCCCCACCACGCGUUUUCUGCGACAUCUGCGACUGCUUCGACCUGCACGACACGGAGGACUGUCCCACGCAAACGCAAUCCCCAGACUCGCCUCCACACACCACAUACCACGGGAGCCGCAGCGGCGAACGACCAUACUGCGACAUCUGUGAAGCGUUCGGUCACUGGACAGACUCUUGCAACGAUGACCAAACCUUCUGAACUUCCUCAGCCCCUCGGCCUGUGAGCAGGCUAUGCACAGUUCGCUUUCAACCAGAUUAUACGCUAUUUUUGUACACAACAUAUAUACAUUCGAACCUCUUGUACAUUCCCUAAAUGAAUCCGCCCAAAUGAAGGCUAAGGUAUGCUGCAUUUAUGGAAUUUGAAUGUUAUGAAGGCGAGAGAUAUUUCUCUGUUAUCAAUAUUGUUUUGUGUGUUUCGUUCGUUUUUCACUGUCCUGUGUUGAUUGAUCUAAUGAUGAAUUACCAGCAAGAAAAUUGGGAACGGUUUAGCGAUACUUUGCAGUGUAUUUAAAGCUGCUGUGUGUAAUUUCUAGUGGCACAAAAUGGAAUUGCAAAAAUAAUGACUGUUUCCAAACAGGUUUUCCUCUCUACUAUUGUAGCUCCACCCCAAAGUCAACCCAUUGGUUGAGUCAGAAACUGACAUUUCAGGAUGCUCAAACAAACAGCAAUGUUUUGAAAGCUCCGCAAAGCUGUAGCCUGUGUUCGGAUUGGUAUACUAGCACACUGCGUACUGCACACUAGUCAGUAUACACUGAAUACUGCCCACUAUUUUUUAGAUGGUAUGUGAAAUGAAACGCAUUAUGCAACAAUAAAAAUGAAGCUAAAUUUUGUUUAAAAUUAGAGUGGAUUUUAAUUUCAGCUUAUUCGUUACUCAUGUUGAAUUGACACAUGUCGAGCACAUUGCAUUAUGGGUUCUGAUUGUAUACUGUACAUUUUCACCCAGGUAUUCUAUACAUACAGAAGUUAUACAUACUAUGCACAGUAUACAUACUGUAGUAUGUAGUAUGCUAUUCCGAACAUAGCCACGGUUGUUGCACUAUUCAGUAAUUCGCGCUACGAAUGGUCUACUUACAGUUGUCUCCGCAUAUUAAACCAGGAUAGAUGAUUUUAAUGAAGUUAUUUUAAUGAAACAAAAUUACACACUUCAGCUUGAAGAGCUCGUAACAGACUGUUAUCACAGACUCAAAACAGUACAAGUGCACCAAACAAAGCUGAAGCUAACCACUAUUAACUUAUUGCACUUCUCACUUUAAAUGUAUACAGCACAUGAGUUUAACUGCCAUUGUUUGGAACUAAGUUAUUUUUACUGUUAAACGUCAGACAUAUAGUUAUAAUAUGAAUGGCUUUUUAUGUGUAUUUCGAUGGUAUGUCCUGUAGAUUUCAGGCCUGUUCACACCAAGUCUGACUUUUUGGCAUAAAAUAAAUGCACGGCAAGAUUUUAAGAUUGAAUCUUUUUUUGUGUACGGAUUCAAGAUUGAUGAAAUAAAAUACCGAACAGUUACUUCAUGUAUCCAGACUUUUUUCAGAGAAUGAAGAAAAUUCUGCAUCAAAAAACAGUGUAGAAUUGUUUUGGUGCAAAAAAUGGCUUCCAAGUAUUUUAUAAUUCCAUAUAUUUUAGUCACCUCAACCUUGGUGUGAACAGACCUUUACUAAAGCACAAUUUUUAAGCACAAGAUCAUAUUGUAUCUCUUAUUAUUGAUGUAAUAUUAACAGUUUAAUUAGCAACCUAAUAAACUGCAAGUGUUAGAAUUGGUAACCCGCAAUGAAAUGGUGUGCAAGAUUAUAUUAAAUAUGUAUAAUAUUCAUGAUUGUUCCCCUUUGAUUUAAAUUAAUUUGAUCAGAAAAUUUUACAUUCAUUGCAAAUAUAUGGUCCGUUUCUACUGAAAUAUUGUGACAGUCUUUAACUAUUGUACUGUUUCAUGUACUGUAUAUUCACUUGAACUCAAUACAAACAUUCAAAGAUU